CUGCGGGAAGGUAAAGCAGUGCGGGGAGCGGACUGCGGGGGGUCAUGCCGCGGGGUCGCCUCUGCGCCUGCGCCCUACCGGGAUGCUGAACCUGGCGGCGCUGCUGUGGCGCCGGCUCCUGCGCAAGCGCUGGGUGCUCGCCCUGGUUUUCGGGCUCUCGUUGGUUUACUUCCUCAGCAGCACCUUCAAGCAGGAAGAGAGGGCCGUGAGAGACCGGAACCUCCUCCAGGUUCAAGACCGGGAACAGCCCAUCCCCUGGAAGGUGCAGUUUAACCUAGGCAACAGCAGCCGACCCAGCAACCAGUGCCGGAACUCCGUUCAAGGGAAGCACCUCCUCACAGACGAGCUGGGCUAUGUCUGCGAGAGGAAGGACCUGCUGGCGAAUGGCUGUUGCGACGUCAGCAUCCCCAGCACAAAGCAGUACUGCUGUGACGGGUGCCUGGCCAACGGCUGCUGCGAAGCCUAUGAGUACUGCGUCUCCUGCUGCCUGCAACCCAGCAAGCAACUUCUCCUGGAGCGCUUCCUCAACCGGGCAGCUGUGGCCUUCCAGAACCUCUUCAUGGCAGUUGAAGACCACUUCGAACUGUGCUUGGCUAAAUGCAGGACCUCCUCCCAGAGCGUGCAACACGAGAACACGUACCGCGACCCCAUAGCCAAGUACUGCUACGGAGAGAGCCCGCCCGAACUCUUCCCGGCAUGAGGCCCGACAGAGAUACACACCCAGAACCAGGCUGGUCCACUGGAGUAAUGAAGGAGAAAGCCACACAAGGGUCCUUGUGGCUUGGGGUGUCUCCGGCUCCCUCCGACAGCUGGAGCAGACGGGCGGAGCCGUUCUAUAGAGCAGGCUGGACGAGGUCCUGGCACCUUGCAGGGCCCUGGGACUGCUGGUCAGAGGCCAGGCGCUUGCUUCUGUUUUGCUCCUACGUUGUAGUUAUUUAUUGACUUUUCAGAGGGGUGGAAGGUGCGGUUAUUUUUAAAUUUUUUUGGUGCAGGACACCUCUGUCUGUCCAGAUGAAUACAUUGGAGGAGGUGACCGUUGCUCUCAGUUCCUGAGUGUCACCAGCAUGCUCCUUCCCUGGAUGAAAGUUAGUCUCCAGGAGUGUGGGUGUACAGACUCAGUUCUGGUUCUGUUUUAACAUCUGACCAGCAGGCCCUUGUAUCCAUAUCCCGACAUUCAGGGGAGCCUGAAGCCUCAGGGAGGUGCUAGUCCCCACCGAGCCUAUGUAGAGCUGCGUCAGUGUGCUUAUAUACUGAAGUGGUAAACAGGAAGCUUGAAUCCCUGGCUGACUCUCCCGGUGGAGUUUGCUGUGUCUCCUUGAGACCCCUCUGCCCUCAGGGCAGGGGAGCCUUUCCCUUGUCUGUCACAGAGGCCAAGGGGGACUGGCGACUGUGUGUGUGCACACAUACACACACACACACACACACACACACACACACACACACACACACACGCGUGCGCAUGCGGCAGCCAUUCAUUCUUGGCUGCUCUCCACACCUGGUGGCGUUUAUAAAGAAAAGCCCCAGCUCUUAGUUCCGUCUAUAGCGAGUUUUACAGUGGGAGAUGAAUGUGGUAGCCACAGUCUAGGGAGCGUCCCAAAGGCAGGUCCGUGUUCCAUGCUCACAGGACAGUUGUUACAGCAACUGAAACGGAGGUUUGAAGCCUAAGGUCAGGACACCUCCUCCUGCACUCUCCUGUCCUGCUUACAGGCCAGCCAUUAGCACACACUUCCUCCCCAGAACUUUCACCCACCCUUGGUGGGCCACGGUGUUUUGUGGUUUUGGUUCAGGUUGACCUGGGACGGGCGGGCCGUGAGUCUCAAGAUUUCCUAUCGGUGGCCAUGUGGAGCCUUGUUUCACAGCUCUGUGUACCUUCAAGAUGGAAUUUCCCUCCGCUCCCUCCUGCUUCCUCUUGCUGUUCACGUUGGAAUUGCAUUCUCUCAGCUCUAUGGAAGGGCAAACUGACUGUCAGUUGCUUUGUUCUGUCAUGCCAUGCUGGGAUCAAACCCAGGACUUUGUGUGUGAUUGGCAAACUUGCCAUUCCUGAGCCACGGCCCUGGCCAGGGAGUUGAUUUUUAGCAUUAGAUGCCAGCGAUUCUCUUCUGUUUGCUCUGGACUUCACGGUGUAUUGACUCAAACUUGAUGGAAGAACUGGGUGAUCCUGCACGUUCUGGCACAUCCUGGAAUGUUCUGGCACAUUCCGACAUGUGCUAUAUGUGUUUGACACCAGCCUUGAACUCCUGACUCUCCUCCCCUGGGAGGAGUCCACCCUUGGUCGCCAGUGGCAUUGAUCAGCCUCGUCCUUGAGUUCAUUUUCAGAGUGUUACCCAGGUUUUAGUAUGAGCAGUCACAUCUGUUGCCAGCUCUCCCCGACUUGGCACCAGAAAUGCAUUUCUGUGUACAUCCCUGAGUUUAUAGUCUGCCUCGUCAUCGUUGUGAUCAAGAAUCCAGUCUGCUCAUGCUUCACUCAGUUGAUGAGGACAAUUGCAAGAGACAGGCCCUCCUGAGCCACAGCCAAGACACAAUGAGCCGACCCACACGGGAACUCACCUUGAAUCCCACCCCCAUGUCCUCUAGUGCAGAAUCACCUCCCCUGAAAGCAGAUGGCCUUCCGUUGUCCCAGACAGGAGAGGGCAGAGUGGCCAUCUAUAUCCACAUGAAGUCUAUAACACAAACGUCACUUUCAAAUCGGCUGUGGCUGUGGAAUGUGGGUUUGUGCUUUAAUCAAGUAGGGGUGUGUGUGUGUGUGUGUGUGUGUGUGUGUGUGUAUGUAUGUGUGUGUGUGGGGGUGGGGGGGUGUCUUAAGAAAUUCUCAGAAUUUCAGACAAGCGUGGCACUGGCCAGUGAAGGGCCCCCGCCCACCUCCCUUGAAAGGUUGUGUUUGAGCUCCCUUGAUGGGGUUCCUAGGAUCAGAGACUGUAGUUAGUUUUGUGUCACGAUGUCUAUGGAGCGGUCACUCUGGGGAAGAGAGGAGGUGAGAACUUGCUGAGACUAGAAAAGGAUGCUUAAUAUUAUAACAUGGGAGGGGCUGCAGACAGAUCUCAAGCGCUUCUCUCCUGUGUGAAUGCGUGUUCGCUGGGCUUCCUGCUGGGACCGCUGGGAUGCCUCUGAGAGGAGAAACAUAAUAGCAAGAGAGGGUCCUGAAGAGGGUGAAGGAUAACGCCUGCAUUCUUGAAGAAGUAAAGGAGGUCCUGUAGGGCAAUGAUGGAGUCCUUCACAAGCCCUGAAGGCUGACUGUGUGCUGUAGGGAACCGUGACACACUGGGAUUCUGGGUCCGGUUCUUCCCAGCUUUGGGCAUUGCAGGUAAAUCAUAAGCUGGCCGCUUCUCACAGCCAGGACUGGAAUGUGGCUGGAGCCUGGGACCACUGCUUCUCAACUGUGAUUUUUCAUAUAGAAAAUGGGGUCACAUGUUGACCUGAAAGUGUGCCCCGAGGUGUCCUGAGUGAGAACCGACCUCCGGGGAGGCCAUUGUCGGCAGCUCCUGGGAAGCUGUAAGGCAAGGAUGAGGGGUCAAGGGCUAGAGGGUGGAAGAGCGUUGGUUGUGGUUAUUAGGAACUUGAGGGGGCCUUGGCUUUUUAAUUAGGGAAUUUGGGACCAUUUAAUCGUAUAGAGAGGACAUGACCGCUCCAAGGUAUGGUUGAGGGGAUUGUGUUGUAGAUAGGAGGGGAGGGAAACAGAGGCACCUGGAAGAGUCCAGAGGAUGGGGAGAAAGGAGGACCAAGAGUGCAUGGCCAAAAUGGCAGGGCUCUAAAGGGAUGAGAAGCUGGGAGGAAGGGAAGCUGGCGACUAAGCCGGACACCCAUAGGCAGACUAGCAUGCACAUCGCUAGCAUCUGUCCUGAGGUUGCUUGCUUGGUUGGUUUUUUGGACCUGACACUAAUGAUAAAAUAAUCACCCGAAACUAAAAAUCACAUAGCCCAGAAAUAAGCACCCACAACUUUCUCCUUCCUGUCAACUUGGCAGGUGAAAAUCAACCCACCAAUCAAAGGCAGGCUCCUCCUGUGCUCUGUUAUCUAUAGGGCUACAUGACAACCACACAGGACAGGACAAACACAUCUGCGUGGUGCUUGUUUAUACAGACACACACACACACACAUUCCUAUCUUCUUAGAACAGCCACGGCUGUGUUCUAUAACACGGGGCUGUCCAUGACACCAACUACUCAUUGAGCCCGCCACCACUAGGUCACAGACUUGCAGCUCAUACUGCUGGGCUGAUGGUGAACUCACCAAGCUCACACCGCGCAGGGUAACUGCACGGUGCCUGGAGGCAGGAAUGUGCUGUUAUGCGAGCGUGUCCUGUGGGGAUCACAGCAUAAUUUAAUCAGCACUUUAGCAUGGCAUCUCUCCAGGGUGGGGAAAUAAUGAAGUCAGCGCUCAGUGCUGGGAGAUCUCAGUUCAGCCUUGGGCACCGCCGUGACCUAGAGCUGGGCUCAGUUACUGCAGCACUGCCAGCAUGUGAGGCGUGGCUGUCCUAGAUGCUGUGGGCCAGGGAGGGAGCAGCAUCAUGGACUCCCAACCCAUUAGGGACAAGUGGCAUCUUCCCUAUUCCAGACACUGCCAAAUGUCCGCUGAGGGAGGGUCAGGGAGGGACUGCUCCUGUGUUACAAACCACUGCCUUAACUCUAUUAGAAAGAGAGGUUUGUGAGCCAAUUGCUUGAGUGUUAUCGAGAAGAGGCUGGGCUGAGGUUUAAAUCCCAGGAGGCUAAUGGUGGAAGAUAGUUUGAGGCUAGCCCGGGAUGCAGAGAAACUGCCAACUCAAAGGCAAAGGGGGGUG
Mus pahari (shrew mouse) is the source of this 4773-nucleotide messenger RNA. RefSeq names its product chromosome 23 C12orf49 homolog (gene Spring1). The coding region runs from base 83 to 700 and encodes 205 amino acids. NCBI's taxonomy places the organism in Eukaryota, Metazoa, Chordata, Mammalia, Rodentia, Muridae. The transcript has 5 exons. The record is from RefSeq and is a predicted model, not a curated record. Gene Ontology annotation, biological process: positive regulation of SREBP signaling pathway.